AUGCAAAAUACACCGGAAGAAACAAAAUCUGGUUGGUUAACAAAACUUGGAGGUAAUGCUUUAAGGAAAACAUGGAAACGUCGCUGGUUCGAAUUGAGGGGUAAUUUCUUGUAUUAUUAUCGACAAAAGAAUGAUAAAAAACCAUCAGGAGUAAUUAAUCUUUCCACUUAUAAUUCAAUAAGCCAAGAUUCAACAAUUACUAAAAAAUCACCUAAUUGUAUAAGAAUCGAAAAAGUAAUUAGAGAAUCUGAUUUAACUUAUUGUGGCAAAUCAAAUAAUAAUUCUUGUCCAUUUGCUGAUACAGAAACAGAAAUGCAAGAAUGGAUAAAUAUCUUAGAAAAACAUUUAAGUGGUAGAAAUAUAGUUGAUAUAGUAUUGGAUAGAUUAGAAUUAUCAGGAAUUCAUCAUCGACAAGCUAGUUAUGGUUCUUUAAGUUCAUUUUAUUCAAAGAAUAGUAGUAGUUUUUGUUCUUCGGGUGGUUCAACUUCUGGUUCCGCUUUAUCUUCUCGAAGACCUUCUCUGGAAUCCUUAAGUUUAGAUACACCUUCUUUGAAUUCUAGAAAAAGAUUAGGUCAACCAAUUUUACGUAAACCAGCUUCAUCAUCAGCAUUAUUUGAUCGAAAAAGAAAUAAUGGACAUCUACGUAAUUUAUCAUUAAAUAUUUCCAAAGAUCAAAUAAAAGGUAAUUCUCUUAAUGCACCAUUAAUUAUGGUACAUCGUGAUUCUAAAGUCACUUCUUCACCUGAUGAAAAAACAAAACGAACAGGAUGGAUAUGUCAUGAUAUUAAAAAUCCUGAAUCCAUAUCUGAUCAUAUGCAUCGUAUGUCCAUAUUAUCAUUAUUAGUUAAGGAUUCAUCAUUAGAUAGGAAUAAAUGCGUUAAAAUGGCGGUUGUUCAUGAUUUGGCUGAAGCUUUGGUUGGAGAUAUAACACCUUUUGAAGGAAUAAGUAAAGAAGAAAAAAAUCCAAUGCGUCAAAUGUGUAUUAAUUUACUUGAAAAUUCUCCACAAUCUCAAGAAAUUUUUGCACUUUGGCAAGAAUAUGAAGAUAAUUCUACAAACGAAGCAAAAUUCGUUAAAGAUAUUGAUAAAUUUGAAAUGAUUAUUCAAGCUUAUGAAUAUGAACUAUCUGAAAAUAAAGAUCUUGAACAAUUCUUUGAAAUUACCAAAGGAAAAUUUAAUCAUCCAGAAGUAAAAUGUUGGGUUGAAGAAUUAUAUUCAAAACGUAAAGGACCUACUUAUGUCAACUUAUUAAAUGAUACAUUCAUUUGUGUAAAGUGUUCGGGUUUACACCGUGAACUUAAUCAUCGUGUCAAAUCGAUAACAGCUUCUGUUUUUACUCCUGCAGAGAUCGAAUCAUUAAAAAAUAGUGGAAAUUCUAAAGCUAAGCAAAUAUGGUUGGCGAAAUAUAAGCAGUCGGAUUUUCCUGAACCUGACGCUGAUGACAUAGAUGCUAUUCGAAGUUUUAUGCGUGUGAAAUAUAUUCAAAAGAGAUGGUUAGAUGAAUCCUUGUUACAAAUUCAACCCUGGAAAAAUCCCAACAAUGAAAAUUUAACGAACAAGGGUACUUUUUUAAUCAAUCUUAAUCACAGAUCAAGUAAUUUCAGUGACAAUUCUUCAAAUAGUUCAUCAUUAAGUCGUCAUUCUAGCUUGGCAGAUGUUCGUUCAACAACCACAAGUGAAAGAAGGCAAUCUUCAAUCAGCGAUAUUUCAUCAGAUUAUUCAAUUAAUAUUAGUCCUCUUAAGUCUGCUCCCGAGAACAAUUCAAACAAUUUUUCAAAUGAUUCUAAUAUCCUAGCAUUACCAAAGCCAAAUGUUAAUCCUUUUAAUAUUAAUUUAUCCAAUCAAAUACCAUCUAAUACAAAUUCCGAGUUUAACACUUUUGGUCAACAGGGACAACCUAUAACAUAUUCUAAUCAAUCCCAACAACCUCAACAAUUUCAAAAUGCGAGAAAACCAGAUUUAUUUACCGAUAUUUUUGAAAAUGGUCAAUUUACAUCAAAGAAUUUGCUAAAUAUGAAUAAUACACAACGUACGGUUAACGCUUCUAAACCUUUAAAUCCUUUUGAUCACGUUCAUCAAGGUUCAUUAAAUUCUAUUUCAAAUAUUUCUUCAACAAAGAUGGCUCCACAACCACCAAAACAAGUUUCCUCACCUGAUCCUUAUGAAGUUUUUAGAACCUUAAAUUUAAAUGAUUCUGAUAUGUCUUUAACUUCAUCUCGACCAUCAACAACUAGUAGCCCUGCGUAUUCUCUAUCUCCUUCGUAUCAUUCUUCUCCAGUUUCACAAGUUUCACAGGCAAAACAUUCGGCUUCUAAUAUAAAUGACAUUUUUGGAGAUCUUACACCGUCAACAAUAACGUCCACAGAAAAAUUUCAUAAUUUAUCUUCACAAAAUUUGAAUAAUGAUAUCUUCACAGUAAACCAACAAAAAUCAUUAAGUCAACCAGAUUUCUUUACUUCUCAAUUUUCCCAUUUCUCCAGUAAUGACGAUUUUAAUGAUUUUUCAAAAUUUGUACAAAAACCUUCUCGUUCUGAAAAAUUUAAUAAUUCUUCUAGUGGAAUUUUCUCUACUAAUAUUUCGUCACCUAAUUUAACAUCUCCUCAAAAGGAUUUUACAAGAAACAAUAUGUUACAUUCAAUGGAUCCAUUUAAUUUAAAUUCAUUUUCACAUGUUCCUACUACAUCUUCACAAUCUGCUAAAGGAUUAGGUCACGAGAAAAAGAUAUCAUUUGAUUCUGCAUUUAAUGAUUUAGAUCCUUUAAAAUGGUGA
Messenger RNA from Dentiscutata erythropus, 2769 nucleotides. The record is from the annotation of a GenBank genome assembly. Lineage: Eukaryota; Fungi; Glomeromycota; Glomeromycetes; Diversisporales; Gigasporaceae.